AUUUAAUCUAGCGUUGAGUGCAGAAAAAAAAUCGCCAUCGGAUUGCCGUCGAAGGAAAACUGUCAAGCUGUAUUGUUUACUUCUUAUUCUAAUAUUAAAACUGUUCAAGGCUUGCAAUUAAUUUAUAAAAGUCGAGUUUAAAUUAAGUUUACAAAACAGCAAUCCACAUAAAAAAAUGACAACUGCGAUCGACCCAGAACUGCGCAUUAAAAAUCGAUUUUGCUUGCCGGAUGGAGGAGGAAUUCACCAAAUCGUACAACGAAAAAGUAGCCAAGAAGCGGCAUCAGAUGACCCGGCUCUACAUGGACAACGGUUUGCUGGUGUGGAACGGAAAUGAUGCCAACGGGAAGAACAAUAUCCAGAAGUACUUCCAGGAACUGCCCCGCUUCGAACACAUUAUGAACACCCUGGUCGCUCAACCGAUCAUUGGCGACGUUGUGCCCUCGCAGCUGACGUUCAUCAUCAAGGUUUCGGGAACGGUCAUCUUCCAGGACAAUUCUACCAAACAUUUCCAGAAGACAUUCACGGUUACAGCCCAGGGCGACAAGUGGAAGAUUGCGAGUGAUUGCAGCGCUGCUUCCGGUUGCUAGAUACUAUCUUUUAACGGAAUCAAUCAAUACAUGGAUGCAUUGGAAGACGAUAUUCCGUGAGUUUCAGAAAGAAUGAAAGAAUAUCCUUGAGGUGAUAUUUAACUGCAAUUGAAUCAUCGCAGGGCUGGUAGCGGGUCUAGUUUUCUAUUUUAAUUCGAAUCUUUAAA
This is a messenger RNA of Aedes aegypti (yellow fever mosquito), 757 nucleotides long. Its product is annotated as NTF2-related export protein. The record is from RefSeq and is a predicted model, not a curated record. Gene Ontology annotation, biological process: protein import into nucleus. Gene Ontology annotation, cellular component: nuclear pore central transport channel. Bases 231 to 590 code for a protein of 119 amino acids. The transcript has 2 exons. NCBI's taxonomy places the organism in Eukaryota, Metazoa, Arthropoda, Insecta, Diptera, Culicidae.